AGCAACAAUUCACUAAUUUUCUUUGCUGGCGCUACCUUAACCUCAACUACGCAAACAGUACUCCAGACCUAGAAAAUAAAAUACCCAAUCCCGACCUGUCCCCCUUAGCUCCCUCCUCCCGACAACAACCAUGGGCUCCAACACCCACCGCGCCGACGAGCGGCGCUUCCUCGACGAGCGCGGCUCCAACGCCGCCCUCGCGCCCAACGGCCUCAACCCGGCCACCAUCAUGGAAAAAGCCGUGCGCGAGCGCAUUAUCGAGAGCUACUUCUGGAAAGAGCAAUGCUUCGGCGUCAACGAAGCCGACAUCGUCGACCGCGUCGUCGACCAUGUGUCCUUCAUCGGCGGCACCCACGGCGGCAACCAGAAGCCGAGCCCCUUCCUAUGCCUGGCCUUCAAACUGCUGCAGCUGGCCCCCGACGACGCCGUGCUCGCCGAGUAUCUGCGCUACGGCGGCGACCGCUUCAAGUACCUGCGCGCCCUGGCUUGCUUCUACGUGCGGCUGACGCGACGCGCCGAGGCCGUGUAUACGAUCCUGGAGCCGUUCCUCGAGGACAAGCGGAAGCUGCGGCGGAAGGGGCGCGCGGGCACCAGCUUGACGUAUGUGGACCAGUUUGUCGACGACUUGUUGACGAAGGACCGCGUUUGCGCUACCAGUUUAUGGCAGAUGCCCAAGCGCGAGGUUCUCGAGGACUUGGAGUUGCUGGAGCCGAGGACUAGCCCGCUAGGCGAUAUCGAGGAUUUAUUGGAGGAUGAGGAUGAGGAUGAGGAUGAGGAUGAGGAUGAGGAUGUCGAUAUGAAUGGGGAUACUAAUGGAGACGCGAGAGCGGAUAGUGAUGAAGAGGGGUUAAUCGAGGAGGGAGAGCAGCUUUCGGAUAGGGGGCGUAGGAGAUCGACUUCUGGGUCAAGUGGGAGAAGAGACUCGGGGUCCCGUGGUAGAGAUCGAUCGCGAAGUGGCAUGGAUGUUGAUUCUAGUGGUGAACCUGGUAGGGAUGACCGAUGAGAGAAUAUGACUACGACGAGUUACGCGAUUGGCCCUAGAGACAGGGCCGUACAAAUUACUGCGAAAUAUCACGGCCACUUGGGAUGCAAGAUUGCUCUAUAUUCAUAGUAUGAGCAGAUGGUAAGGGUUAGAAGAGAU
This is a messenger RNA of Daldinia decipiens, 1141 nucleotides long. RefSeq names its product PRP38-domain-containing protein. The transcript has a single exon. The record is from RefSeq and is a predicted model, not a curated record. Lineage: Eukaryota; Fungi; Ascomycota; Sordariomycetes; Xylariales; Hypoxylaceae. Gene Ontology annotation, cellular component: precatalytic spliceosome. Bases 131 to 1003 code for a protein of 290 amino acids.